AUGGCUGGCCCAACGUCGCCGAGCAGCGAGGGUCCCUCGUUUGCCCCUCCUUCUCUGCCUCCCGGCUGGAUCGCGCAAUGGGACGGCGCCAGCAAGAAGUACUACUACGUCCAACUGGCAACCGGCGUCUCGCAGUGGGAGAUUCCCACCCAGGCGGCCAAGACGGGCAACACCCCCGGCCAGGCAGUCGAGCAUCCGUACGGCACGCCUCCUCCCGAGCUCAUCACCCAUCCCGACGGCUCGCAAACCGUGAAGCAUCCCGACGGCACCUUGGAGCCUAUAAUGGCGGACGGGACGAGGGGGGGCCCAGAGGGCCCGACUGGCGAUCGAGGCCUCGGUACGAUGGCCAUGAACGCGCUUCUCGGCGGAAAGAAGCAAUCCUCGAGCGGCGGAGGCUUGGGUGGACUGGCCAGCCAGUUCCUCGGCGGGAGCGGCGGCGGCCACGGCGGCGGUAGCAGUGGUGGCAACGGGAUAGCUGGCCAGCUGGCCGGGAAGCUCGCGUCCAACCUCUUCUCGUCAUCCGACAAACCGCCUGCGCCGCAAAACUACCACGGCGGGCAGGGUAGCAACAAGCCUAGCCACCAGGGUGGAAUCGCCGGUGCCGUGUUUGGUGGUGUCGCUCACAUGUUUGGAGGAAAGGAGUCCCACGGGAAUCAAAACUUUGGCUACUCCAACUCGGGGGCGGGAACGUACUCUGGCGGUGAUGCCCCGACUUACAACCCUCCCGGGAAAACCAGUUCUGCAUCCGUGCCGGGGCCCUCAUCUCAAAACUCCUCCAGCCCGAACCAGCAUCAACAACAACACCAACAACAUCAACCACACCAGGGCUCCCAGGGCUCCCAGGGCCAUCAAUCUCAGGCUCAUCAGUCGUAUCACCCGCCCCCGCCCCCGCCACCCGCUCAAGCUCAGUCUUCGCACCAGCAACCAUCGUAUCAAAGCCAACCUUCGCAUGACGGUUAUCAUGGCGGGUAUCAGGGGCAUCAGCAACAAAGCCCACCUUCAUACGGCCAGUCUUACCCCAGCUCUGGACACCAUGGUGGACAGCAGGGUAGCAGCCAUGGAGGAUAUACCGGUGCCCAGCAUGGCGGGCAGCACGGAGCUUCGGGAGGUUACUCUGGAGCACAGCCCAACUACGGUGGUGCGCCACAGCAGCAGUCCUACGGCCAGCCUCAGCAAGGCGGCGGAUACAAUCCGAAUCAAUAUGCGAGUGGAAACCCGCCGUAUCAAAGCGGUCAACAGUACGGUAGCGGACCUUAUUGA
This is a messenger RNA of Ustilaginoidea virens, 1260 nucleotides long. RefSeq lists its product as uncharacterized. The coding region runs from base 1 to 1260 and encodes 419 amino acids. The transcript has 3 exons. The record is from RefSeq and is a predicted model, not a curated record. Lineage: Eukaryota; Fungi; Ascomycota; Sordariomycetes; Hypocreales; Clavicipitaceae. Gene Ontology annotation, molecular function: protein binding.